AUGAGCAUAGGUAUAAAUUCUUUUAAUGUACAAAUUUCUGAUUUAUCAAAUAAUCAGCAACUUUCUUUCUCUGAUUACUUUCAAAAAUGCUUACAACAAUAUUCAAUUCAAUUAUAUCAACCGUUUCUAUUGUAUCCAUUACCGUAUCUCUGGCAAUGUUUGAAUCAACAGCGGCAGCAGCAGCAACAACAACAACAACAACAACAACAACAACAACAACAACAGGAUGGGAAUAUUCCAUACAUUCAGCAGACAACUCAAAGAGUGGGUGGUUCAGUAAUGGUUUAUCGAAUGAUAUUCCGGCCACCUUUCAGUUGGACUUUUAAUUGCUUUUGUGAUUGCGAAGAGAAUACUAUCUAUGUGCCACGUGUUCCUGGACAACAUACAAAUUUCACUGAAGCUAACAUAUAUGUCAAAAAUCAAUUACGUGAAGCGGCAUUGCAAGCAUUUCGUUCGAUCAAUGUUACACCUGAAGGACUUAUUAUCACAACCAGUUUUUGGCCUUAUCCAGCAUUUAUCGUUAAUGAUAUUAAUAUUGCAAAAGCAACUUUUAUCAAAGCAAAAUAUUAUUAUAUGCUUAUGGAAAAUGUGUUGGCAUUACGAUGUGAAGCGGUGGAAACAACAACAUGUGUUAAGAAAGGUAAUUUUAAAUCAUUUCAAGAAACAGCAACACUUACAAUUGAUAUCCUAAAUGUGUUAACAGAAUUACAACGACAACAACUUGCCAUCGAAAUUCAACGAUCGUUGGAAAAACGAUAUGUCAUAUUUAAUUCACCAAUUCAAUUAUUAGAUGAUAAUAGAAAUAAAAAUAUUUUAGAUCCAUAA
Cercopithifilaria johnstoni is the source of this 825-nucleotide messenger RNA. The record is from the annotation of a GenBank genome assembly. Lineage: Eukaryota; Metazoa; Nematoda; Chromadorea; Rhabditida; Onchocercidae.